Larimichthys crocea (large yellow croaker) is the source of this 1937-nucleotide messenger RNA. RefSeq lists its product as uncharacterized. The transcript has a single exon. Lineage: Eukaryota; Metazoa; Chordata; Actinopteri; Sciaenidae. The record is from RefSeq and is a predicted model, not a curated record. The annotation marks the transcript as partial.
GGGGGCGUGGUGCAUCAGCUGAAGGAGAGAGGUGUGGAGAGGGCUCAGGAGGGCGGCGCCAGGGGGGGUGAUUAGCACACCUGUAGCCAACUGUCUAAUCACUCUCCCUCUUUCCAACAUAGUAGCAUGCUGGACCAGGGAAGGGAGAACGGGCAGAAGUUGAGAGACACACAGCAGACGUCAGCAAGAGCGCUGCGAGCGGCUGCAGAGUGUGUGGAAUUGAUGGAAUAAGCUGAUAUCAAUAAAGAUCCCUAAGAAACGGGCUUUGGACUCUGACUCCUUGUGCUGAGAGAACCUUAGUGGCAGUAAGCGUGUCACAUUUUGGCACCCAACCAGCUCAGCAACAAAGACAAUGUCAGAACUGCAGCAGGUUCAGCCAGUAACGGCGCUGGCUCAAAUGUUGGCGGAGGUUGCGGCGAUGAGCCGGGAUGAGCACAGGAUGACGGGAAAGAUGAUCCCCAAUCAUACCUCGAGAUGUUCUAGGCGACAGCGUCGGCCCACUCUGCCUCCGGCCAGCCGCACGCCGGCGCUUACCGCUAUUAUCUGGCGACUCACAGACAGCGGCGCUUGGCCUGCCUGCCUCCUCUCGGGGGCAGUACCAGACCAUCAAGAGGGCUGUCCUCGACCGAUUGGGAUAUUCAGCCGAGGACCACCGUCGCAAAUUUCGAGGGAGCAAGCUGGGGCCCACCGACCAUCCAUUUGUCUCCCCUCAGUUGCCCAGGUCUUCAUUUCCACAUCCCUCAGUUGCCCAGGCAACUGAGGGAUGCAUUCGGGCAAACGUGCGCCGCUGGUGUGCGUCUUGUCUUGAAUGCCAGUUGGUUAACCAACCGGCCAUCCCGAGAGCACCUUUGUGCCCAUUACCACUGAUUGAGGUCCCAUUUGAGCAUAUUGGGAUGGACCUUAUCGGGCCAUUUCACCGGAGCGCACUUAGAUAUCCCUUUGUGUUAGUCCUUGUGGAUUACGCAACGCGAUAUCCAGAGGCAGGGCCGCUGUGCACCAUCUUGCAAAGAGUGGUGCUUGGUCCUCUCCUCUUCAUACUCUACCUACUCCCUCUUGGCAACAUCAUUCGCCACCAUGGUCUUCAUUUCCACUGUUAUGCCGAUGACGUCCAGCUUUAUAUCUCCACCAACUCCAUCACCCCUGGCGACGCCACUCAUUCCACUCUCUCCAACUGCCUCGCCGACAUCAAAUCCUGGAUGCAGACCAACUUUCUCAAACUAAACUGUGACAAAUCAGACAUGAUCAUCAUCGGCCCCAAAUCCCUCACCAAAACCACAGACUGCUUCCGCCUCAACAUCGACAACUCCACCCUGUCUCCAUCCCCCCACAGUCGCAACCUCGGAGUCAUCUUUGACAAUAACCUCUCCUUUGAACAUCACAUAAACCAAAUCACCAGAACUUCCUUCUUUCAUCUCAAGAACAUAGCCCGACUUCGCCCAUCACUGUCCUUCCCCGCUGCUGAAACCCUCAUUCACGCCUUCAUCACUUCCAGAAUUGAUUACUGCAACAGCAUCCUCUAUGGCACACCAUCCAAAACUUAAAAAAAACUACAGUACAUCCAAAACUCUGCUGCUCGUCUGCUCACCCACACCCGCACCCGUGAUCACAUCACUCUAGUCCUCCAGAAACUCCACUGGCUCCCAGUUCCACAGCGUAUUCAGUUCAAAAUCCUCCUCCUCACACACAAAGCCCUCCAUAACCAGGCCCCUUCCUACCUCACUGACUUGCUCCAUCGCCACAAUCCAUCCCGCAGCCUCCGUUCAUCUGAUGCAAACCUCCUGACUCCUCCAUCUAGGACCAAGCACCAAACCUGGGGCGACAGAGCCUUCUCUGCAGCUGCCCCCUCCCUCUGGAACUCUCUCCCCAAACACAUCCGUGACUGUACUGACCUGCCCACCUUCAAAUCAUUAACAAAAACACACCUUUUUAAAAUUGCU